GCCAAAUGUCGCCAUCGAUCAAUGACAUUUUGUGGAGUUGAAUUUAUUGAUAUAAAGCGUUAAUGUAAAUAAUAAACAAUUUCAUCAUAAAAGUCGGCUUCCAGUCGAUAUGUAUGCCAAGGGCAAAGGCUCUACGGUGCCUUCGGACGCUCAGGCUCGCGAAAAGUUGGCGCUAUAUGUGUACGAGUACCUGCUUCAUGUCGGCGCAACGAAAGCGGCACAGACUUUUCUCUCAGAAAUUCGAUGGGAGAAGAACAUAACGCUCGGAGAGCCACCUGGGUUCUUACACUCGUGGUGGUGCGUGUUUUGGGACCUAUACUGCGCGGCUCCGGAGAGGCGGGACACGUGCGAACAUUCGUCAGAAGCUAAGGCUUUCCAUGAUUAUGGAUUCGUCAACUCAGGAUACAACGGAAUCGGUCACAACGCCGGCCCGGCGCCGCCUAACGACGGCAUGGGUGGCGGCGGUAUACCUCCAGGAUUCUUCCCCAACUCACCGCUGCGACCCUCGCCGCCCGCGCCGCACCCAGGGUCCCAGCCGUCGCCGCACGGGCCCCAGCCGCAGCUGAUGGGUGCUGGGCAGCCGUUCAUAGGGCCCUGGUACUCCGGUGGCGGGCCAAGGGGCGCCGUUAGGAUGGGGAUGGGGAACGAUUUUAAUGGGCCUCCAGGUCAAGGCAUGAUGGGCAACUCGAUGGAGCGCGGCGGGGCGGGCGGGCCGGCGCUGCUGGGAGCGGGGCCGCGCAUGACGCCGCCGCGCCCCGGCUGCGGGCCGAUGAGCCCCGGCGCGUACGCGCAGGGCAUGCGCGGCCCUCCCCCCCAGGGACCAGGUAUGCCACCAAUGGGAAUGGGGCCGCGCGGCGCUUGGUCAGGGGGAGGAGGGGCCGGCUCCGCGCCCCUCAACUACAGCGGGGGCUCCCCGGGCGCGUACGGGGCCCCGCCGGGCUCCAACGGCCCCCCGGGUCCCUCUACGCCGAUCAUGCCCAGCCCACAGGACUCGUCGAAUUCCGGGGGAGACAACAUGUACACCCUGAUGAAACCGGUCGGGGCCGGAGCCCUAGGGGCGGAGUUCCCGCUGGCGAGCGAGCACGGGCCUUCGUCGCAACAUCUACCGCAGCCACCCACCUCCGAAGGAUUAGGAGGUGUGGAUGGGAUGAAGUCGUCCCCCGGGGGAGUGGGGGGAGGAGGGCCGGGCACGCCCCGGGAGGACUCUGGAUCGGGCAUGGGUGACUACAACUUAAGUUUCGGUGGUCCGGGCAACGAGCAAAACGACCAAACGGAAUCGGCGGCCAUUUUGAAAAUCAAAGAGAGUAUGCAAGAGGAAGCGAAGCGAUUCGAGAAGGAUCCAGAACACGCGGAUUAUUUCAUGCAGUGAAUAUAACAGUGCAGAAGUCGGCGCGCCAAAAUGGAGUGAGCCGAAAUGCGGGGUAUUUUUCUUUUUUUUUUUUCUACAAGUUGCUAGUUUUCGAUAUAAAACUAUUUUUGAAAAAAAAAAUACAUGGUAAUGAAUAAUAAAUCUCAAUGAGUUUAUUUUUAUUUUUUUAAUAAAUUGGUAUACAGUGGAUGUGUAAGUAUAUUGAAGCUCUGUAGUAUAUAGCAUGCGCGACCCCGUUAUUAUCGCGCGAUAAAAAUAUCGCCGUUUCGUUUUUUUUAUGUCGUGAAACGGUGCAGCGAUGGGUUUUCGCGCGAUGAAAACGGCGUCGCGCGUGCUACGCUACAGAGUUUCGAUAUGUUUACAUUUCACCUUCACAUCGUAGAUAUACCUGCACUGUUCUAUUCAGCUCACUGUACGUAUUUUAUCAUCUAACUUAAAAGCGAAUUAAAUCAACUUAUAAAAGUUAGUUCAGUUCCAUUAUUUUUUCGUUUAAAGGAUUAAAGAUAUAUUUCAAGUACCCUUUUUAUUGCGUUCGGUGAAAAAAAAAAUAUUUUUCUGAUCUCAAAAUUGGCGUGCUGGCUUCUCGACAAAUCGAUCUGAGUUUUUGUAUCAGAUAAAAAAAAUGCAUUAAUUUAUUGUGAUCCGGUCUUAGUUUCGAAUCUGUUCGUCUUGAAUGUGAAAUGUGUAUUAAAAUUAAAAUUGUAACCGAAAAAAAACAUAUUUCGGACAUUUUAUUUAGUGAUUUUAAAUAAUUACAUACAAUGAUAUCGUUGUUUAGAUACAAAUAUUGAUUUUAUUGUCUUGAUGACUAAAAAGGGGCUGAUUGAUGUGUACCAAAUAAUUAAAGUGGAUCGAGUCGCUUCAUGUAAAAACUUGACUCACCCAAUCUAGUAUCCAUGGUAAGAGGCAUACCCCGGGCUCCUCUCCAGAGUGAUGAAUAUGCAACCGGGACUAAAGCCAAGAGGAAGAGAAAUUAAAGUGGAAUGUGAUAGAAAUAUAAAAAUCGGCUUUUUAGUAAAGGUGCGUACAGAUUGUACAACAUAACAUGUUAAAUUAAAUAACGAUGUUCAGUAACGUGGACACUAAAUGUUUUAAAACAUAAUACACCUUAAUAAUUUAAGAUUUUAACAUAUCGUUAUAUAUAAAUACGUUUCAAUUCAAGACGAACGGAACAAAAGCAAUUUUCUUUUUAGUGAAAUAGUGAAUUUAAGUGGCGUUCCGCUGUUUUUAUUCAGAUUUAGACAUUCAUAGAUAUCUUUUUAUUGAUAUAUCGAAUAAUUUUGUAUUUGUAUGUAUCGGUUAUAACAUAGUAACUUUAUAUUUGAAUAUUUUACAAUAACGACGUGUCAGAAUAAUUUUGAAUGCAAUGCAAGAUUGGUUUUAGAUUGUAGUCCCAAAGAAUUAUAACAAAAUAAUAAUAAACUUUUAUUAUACGGACAUCAUAUUGUUAUGAUACAUAUUUUGUGUUGCAUGCAAAAUCUGAUUUAUGUAUAAGACGUACGUUUCAAUACUUAAUUUGGAGGGUUGUAAUCGAUAAAUUGGUACUAAAACUUUUUUUUUAAAGUACGUAUUUUACGUAAAUUGUUUCAUAAUAGAACUGCGGUAUAGAAUUUUUUUUUUAAUUAAAAAAAUAUUUACUCAUCGAUAAAGAAUUCAGAUUCAUCGGGGUACCUACCAUGAAAUUCAAAGGUAUAAUUUUAUAAGUCAUAUUUUUUUUUUGUAAAAACCGUUUAAGGUUAUUUUGAUUAUACAUCAUCAUUGUGCAUAACUUAUUAAAUGAUGUGUUUUACGAAACUAUGAUUUUGUAAACAUUAAAAGUCUUCAAAUUACAUACAUACAUACAUACAUAAAAUCACGCCUCUUUCCCGGAGGGGUAGGCAGAGACUACCUCUUUCCACUUGCCACGAUCUCUGCAUACUUCUUUCGCUUCGUCCACAUUCAUAACAAAUUGUGACAUGAAAACUACUUUUUACUACAUCCAACUUACAUUCACUCCAAAUUAAUUAUGGGAUGCGUUAAAACCCGCUAGGCGUUAAUUAUUUCACAUUUCAAAUCUUCCACGCGUUUAAAUUAAAUUAUUUAGUUUAUUAUUUAAGUUCUAAUGUUCCUAGAAAUGUAUUUUUAUAUCAUUUAAGUACGCGAUCAGUUCGUUUGGAAUUUCAGCAGCUUUGAAAUAUUCGUGACACUAAAUAGAACUCUGUUAUUUGAUCUUUGAUGAUUCUGUUUUUGAAUUAUAAUCGCAUCGUGUAGUUUUUAUAUGCAGUUCGUUUGGUCAAAUAGUUUGCACGCGGUGGUCGCUAGGGCUUCGGUGACUUCUAAUAUUUGUGCAGCAGUAUGAUAAAAUUUGUUAUGCGGCGCGCGUAAGUUGUAUAUAUUGAUUGCUUUUUAAGUACGAAAAUAAAUUUAAAAAAAAACCGACUAUUAUACUAUUAAAUGUUUUGUUAUGGAUAAUGAUAUUGAAAGUUUUGUGAUACAUAAAUAUUAUUAUCAUUUUCAAAUUAAAUUGCCAGAAUAGCUUGUAGUACUGCGAGCUUUUUGAACAGACAAACUGUUGAUAUAACUCGUUUUAUUUUUCACGUAAACUAUUUGCAAGAAUGUAUUUUAAAUUUAAUUAUAAUCAGGUUUAAACAAAAAUGUUUAUAAACAGAUUAAGACUGUUUCUAUACAAUUAACUUUAAAAUACAUGUUUGCACAAAAAGUCUUAAUAAAGUAUUCGGUAUCAAUAUUUUUAUACUUAAAAAAAAAACACACUAGAAUAUCGUCAAAAUCACAAUGAUUUUAAAUAUUUCAAUGAUUGUUGAAAUAAUUAUGAUCUGGUUUAAUUUUAUUUUUUAUUUUCCUAUAAAAAAUUGAGAAUUCUUAGCAGAUGGCUAUAUCAUCAUAAUUGAGAUGAAUUGAUAAUAUUAUGUUCUUAUUACUUGGUAAAAAUAUGUCGACUCUUGAGAGUUUACGCUUUAGUUUUGUGGAAUAAAAAAAUAUAUAAAUUAAAAAAAGAAGUUAUAAAAAUAAAUGAACAAAAUAAUAACUGAUUUUAAAUUAUCACGUUGCAUUAUACUGUUUAUAAAUAAUACAGGUAUUAAACGCGCACUUAACGUACCUUUAUUUUAUCUCGGACGUUUCGAAUCGUGUUACAAUGAUCCGUGGUCAUCGUAGUGUUUAAUACCUGUAUUAUUUAUAAAUAACUUAAUUUAUAAAUAAUACAGGUAUUCACUUAAUAUUAUUUUUGAAAUAAAUAAUAUUAAGUGAAUAAUUUCAGUUUUGUUACCUUACAUUAUUUAUUUCUAUUAGUAUCUUAUUUAUACAAAUGAAUACUUUAAACAUCUUGUAAUUUGUAAAUAAGUAAAUUCUGCUGUAUAUUUUAAAAUAUUAAAAGAAAAGCUGUUAUGAAUUCUGUAAUUUAUUAUUUUUAUUACACAAAGCGAAGCGUAAAUCUUAAAAAAAUAUCAUGUACGGUGACAUUUCUUUUUCGGGACAGGACAGCAUUUUUAUAUAAUGAAAAAGAAAACAAAUUUAUAUAAAAAUUCCUCGUCACUCGAAAUAAGCAUUUAUUCAUGUUAAAUAAUAAAUUUUACUGAUAUAAUUCUUUUUGUAGACAAUUCGGACUUGCAGACGUGCAGUAAUGCAAAUGCAAUACCAGAUUUUGAUACCAAAAACCGAUACCAAUUUUUGAUACCAAAAAAAAAUCGAGACCAGUUUUUUUUUCUAACUCGUACUGCACUACUGUAAGUCGCGAAGGGAAUUUUUUAAAUGCAAUUUUAUACCAUGAUGUAGUAGUGAUGUGUCUAUAUUUUUCAUCCUUAAGUUUUUCUAGAAUAGGAGGAUAAUUUUUAUUUGGGUGUACGGAAAUUUGUAUAAAUUAGAUUAUUUCAUAGAUUUGGAUAGGUAGAAUUAAGUUGUGGGGCUCGUGUCCCGUCCAUAGUUUUUUCGCAAAUUUGGGUUCUUUUAGUGGUAAAAAUUUUAUAUUAAUAAUGUAAGGUGGACACUUAUUCAUACAAAUAAUUGUGUAAUGAUUUUUAAAUAAAAAAAAAAUUGGUAUCUUUUUAGUGCCAGUUAUAUUUAUCAUCUUGUUGAUGCUUUAUUUUUGUGGUAUUUUCUUUUUAUUUAUAUAAUUUGACAAUAUAUUUUUGUGGUAUUAUUUGGAUACCAAUUUUUUCUUAGCAUCUGUUUUUUCGGUAUUUAAAAUACAAUUUUUUUGUGUAUUUUGUUUAUAGUUUUAUUUCUUUUGGAAUAUUGAAAGCGUGAAUCUCGAAUCAGAUUACAUUUUUGUUUAUGGAAAAAAAACAGAUUUGAUAUGUAAAUAUAGAUUUGGACCAUCGACUAGUUUUUUUUUUAUAAACUUUGUCGAUGCAUUUGUAUAACAAGUUUUAGCUAAAUCUACACUAAUUGGACCCAAAAAUUGUAAAAUACGUUGAAAAGGAAUUAGUUUUAAGCGGAUAUAGUGUAACUGAUUAAAAAAAAAUAGACUAAACAAUGCAAGAAGAUCGCAAGUUUUUUAAAAGUAAAAAAAAAAAUAAUUAAUUUAAUUUUUAAAUUAAAAAUUUUUCUUGUAGCGUGAGGUUGUAUGUUUUAAGGUAUAUUAUUAUUAUUUUCCUUAAUUUUGUGAGUUAGGUAAAUGAAUUAUUAUUUUUUCUUAUCGAUGUAAUGUUUAUAUAAUU
Molecule: messenger RNA, 6024 nt
Organism: Amyelois transitella
Lineage: Eukaryota; Metazoa; Arthropoda; Insecta; Lepidoptera; Pyralidae
Gene: Ssdp
Product: single-stranded DNA-binding protein 3
Exons: 7
Coding region: 110-1369 (419 amino acids)
Biological process (GO): positive regulation of transcription by RNA polymerase II
Cellular component (GO): nucleus
Molecular function (GO): protein binding; single-stranded DNA binding
Source: RefSeq, a predicted model, not a curated record